ACCAGACCACCCGCCGGUCGGCCGCGCUGGUCCGGAGGACGAAGGUGCAGGGACCAGGGGCCCGGCUAGGGCGUGCCGUUUGGCCCGAGGGUCGGGAGCUGAAACUCUACACCGCCGCGGAAAGGAUCGUCCCCUUUCUCCGCAGCUUCCCCUUCCCCCUCCCUCCCCUUCUCUUAAUCCCCUGGACUGAGACCCCGAGGGAGGAGUGGGCCCGGUGGGGGGGGAGGAGACAGAGCUUGCUGAGUCCCCGGGAGCCGGAGCACCCCGGGCAGGGGAGGGAAGGGGCGCGGUGUGAGAGGGGUGAGCGGGGCCACGCGCGACCCGGGACCUCUUCUAGCCCUCAGUGCCCGCACCCCGACCCCAAGCGAGCCUGCAAGGACCGCUCCUCCCCUUCUCUGCUCCCUUGGCUCUGUGGCCUUUUUCUUCGUUCCCCAAGAUAACCAGGAGCUUCCCUAAGCUUCGGGGCGCGCCGAGGGGCCGGGUCCAGGGAGUGUGAACGGGGACUGGGUGCCCGGGGCAAAGGGUGGCGCGCACCCACGGGCGCUGAGACCGAGAGGUGCCUGGCGGGGCAGUGCUGAGAACGAAGGGUGGCCCGGAGAGCCCGCCUCGGUGCGGGCCUGGGCAGAGCGGCCAGCUCCACCGCCACGCGCUCGUGGGCCUUCGGCGGCGGCCUGCCUGGGCGCUGACUUGGGCGAGUUUGGAGCCACGCAGUGGAGUUCUCGCUCCUCCACCUCCUCCUCCUCCUCCUCCUUCCCCGCGGGUCCCGCCGCAGUGCCCCGGCAGCCGCGACCACAGUCCUGGGAGCACCGCUCUGCGCCGCGGGGGGGAGGGUUGGCCCCAGGAGUCGCUCGUCCAGCCCAACCACCCGGGCAGCUUCUCCCAGCCCUCGGGGCUAGCCUGAGCUGCCUGGAGAGAGGCGUCGAAAGCAGCCGCAGCUCCUGCCUCCUGCCUCCUCGCCGGCCUGGGACGGGAGCUUUGGGCCCAUGUGUGGCCAAGAGGCCUCUGCAGCCUAAGGCCACAGCCGUGGGGGGCCUUGUGCCCCCCCGGGAGACCCUGGAGACAGUUUAGAUCGCGCCCCUUGGAUGAGGUCCCGCAGCGACGCCCAGGCCCGCCCCAUUCCUUCUCCUGCCUGGCCAAGCUGCCUCCCUUUUGGAAAGUUUUGUGGGUUUUCUUUCUCUUCCUCCAACUUUGGGGGAGGCAUCUCGUCAAGCGCCACAGCUUGGGGUGACCUUCUGGCUUGGAGGCCGGGAACCAUGGCGAGGGGCAGCCAUCGCUGAAGUCAGCGAAACUGAGCCUGGUCUGACGACGGCGACGCUGGAGGCCAGAGCCAUGGCCAUUGCCACGUCGGCCCAGCUUGCCAGGGCCCUCUACGACAACACUGCUGAGUCCCCUCAGGAGCUGUCCUUCCGCCGAGGGGAUGUUCUACGGGUACUCCAGAGGGAGGGUGCUGGUGGACUGGACGGCUGGUGCCUUUGCUCCCUGCGUGGCCAGCAGGGUAUUGUGCCUGCAAACAGAGUCAAGCUCCUGCCUGCUGGCCCGGCACCCAAGCCUAGCCUCUCCCCAGCGCCUCUCACCCAGCCUGGCUCAUCAUGUCCCACCCCAGAGCGUGGCAGUGAGGAACAGGAGGUGUAUGUGGUACCACCACCAGCUCGACCCUGCCCUGCCUCGGGACCUCCAGCUCGAUCCUGCUCACCCUCUCCCGAGUCCAUCUACAAGGUCCCCAGAGUCAAUGGGACACAGCUGACUGCCCCCAGAGAUGUGUUAGAGGUCUAUGAUGUGCCUCCCAACAUCCUCCGGGCUCCCUCCAACUGUCCGUAUGACUCCCCAGCUUCCUUUUCCUGUCCUCUGGCUCCAGUUGUCCCAAAGACCCCUGGAGAGGAUGAAGCUCCCUACGACGUGCCUCUAGCCUUGAAGCCAUCUGCCGAGCUGGAGCCAGAUCUGGAGCCAGAUCUGGAGUGGGAAGGGGGCCGGGAACCAGGGCCUCCCCUCUACGCUGCCCCUUCAAACCUGAAACGGGCCUCAGCUCUCCUCAACCUGUAUGAAGCCCCCGAGGAACUACUGGCAAAUGGGGAGAGCAGGGACACAGAUGAAGGCAUCUAUGAUGUGCCGCUGCUGGGGCCCGAGUCACCGUCUCCAGAGUCACCCUCUCCAGGAGCGUCUUCCUCCACUGACCUGGACACUGUGGCCCAGCUUCUGACCAAAAGUCCUCCGCCCCAGCACAGGCCCAGGCUGCCCUCCACCGAGAGCCUGUCCCGCCGCCCUCUGCCUGCCCUGCCUGUCUCUGAGGCUCCCGCCCCUUCCCCAGCUCCCUCUCCUGCCCCAGGCCGAAAGGGCAGUAUCCAGGACAGGCCUCUACCCCCUCCCCCACCCUGCCUGCCUGGUUAUGGGGGCCUCAAACCUGAGGGAGAUCCAGAGUGCAGGGAGGCAGACGAUGAUCCAGCAGGCCCUCACAACGAGUAUGAAGGCAUCCCGAUGGCUGAGGAAUAUGACUACGUGCACCUCAAGGGUGUGGAUAAAGCUCAGAGUUCUAGACCCCUGGAUAAAGCUUUCCCAGCGGAUCCCGAAUUGCUGGAGAGGGGGCUGCCGGAACAGCAGGAAGUCCCGUCCCCCGAGGAGCCGCUGGUCCUGUCCACUGGAGACCUACAGCUUCUGCAUUUCUACGCAGGGCAAUGCCAGAGCCACUACUCGGCCCUGCAGGCCGCCGUGGCAGCCCUCAUGUCCAGUACCCAGGCUAACCAGCCGCCGUGCCUCUUCGUGCCCCACGGCAAGCGAGUGGUGGUGGCCGCUCACCGCCUGGUGUUCGUUGGGGACACCCUCGGCCGGCUGGCAGCCUCCGCAUCUCUCCGAGCACAGGUUGGGGCUGCAGGCUCAAGGCUCGGCCAGACUUUGCGGGCCACUGUGCUUGCUGUCAAGGGGGCCGCCUUGGGCUACCCGUCCGGUACUGCAGUCCAAGAGAUGGCGCGAUGCGUAGCGGAGCUCGCGGGGCAGGCCCUGCGCUUCACCACCCUGCUCGCUGGCCUGCUCCCCUGAGCGCCCCUUGGUGCAGCCUUAGCUUCCCCUGCCUGCCAGAGCCCUGCUCCAUGUUGACGGUGGCUAGAGGACUCUGCUUGAGGGAAGGAGAGGGUCCUUCCCCUUUUCAUCUCUGGGUCAUCUCAGCCACUCGCCAAGGCAUCUCUUCCCGCCCCCCCUCCCCAUACCUACUGCUUUUUGUAUGAGCCAUUUUGUAUAAAUUAUUUAUAUUUAAUAUUUCUCGCUUUGUCCUCGUCAGCCUGGGGUAGAGGUUGCUGUACUGCCUUCUGCCUUUUGGGGGGUUUGGAACACGGAAAGUCAGGUCGCUGAGACUUGGAGCCACACAGAGCCCCUCUCCCGUUUCUUGGCUGAAGAUGACCAGCACCUCACUCUCUUCUGAGAGUGGGCCAGGGCAGUAGUUGCCCAGAAUGUAAUAGUCUGGGGAACAUUGGAGGGCUCGUCCCCUCACAGGUCAGGCAAGCUGGCUAUGGGCAUGGCAUGUACCUCAAUAAACCCUCCAUCUGGUU
Molecule: messenger RNA, 3536 nt
Organism: Peromyscus californicus insignis
Lineage: Eukaryota; Metazoa; Chordata; Mammalia; Rodentia; Cricetidae
Gene: Efs
Product: embryonal Fyn-associated substrate
Exons: 6
Coding region: 1330-3030 (566 amino acids)
Biological process (GO): cell migration; cell surface receptor protein tyrosine kinase signaling pathway
Cellular component (GO): plasma membrane; cytoplasm; focal adhesion
Molecular function (GO): protein binding
Source: RefSeq, a predicted model, not a curated record